AUGGCGGAGUUUUUGCCGAUGACCGACUGGAAGAGGUCACGAAACGACGGCCAGUCUUCGUACGCGCCGGAGAAAUCGCGCAGCGUAAUGCGGGGCAACGAGGUCUUAGGAGAGUGUUCGUUGUUCUGCACCGGCCCAGCUGGCACUCUGGGCGUCGCGGGUUUCAGUUUGUUCGCGAGACCGGUCGUCGAGAAUGCGGAUGCGGGUGCUCACAGCGUCGAGGGUGAGCUUAUCUGCACCCAGCUUCCGGAGGUUGUCCAUGGAACGGGAGAUGCGGCCGUGGAUGUCGUGCUGGCUGCUCAGCAAGGCGCUCUGGUCCAUGCUCAUGGCUGCGGUCGUUCUUUGCGGAAGCACUCCCGAAUUCGCGGGUGCCGGUAUAAUCCGGCUCGAAGGACCAAAAUGUUCGAGAGCGCGCGGUAGCGCGAG
Temnothorax curvispinosus is the source of this 426-nucleotide messenger RNA. RefSeq lists its product as uncharacterized. The record is from RefSeq and is a predicted model, not a curated record. The transcript is spliced from 2 exons. NCBI's taxonomy places the organism in Eukaryota, Metazoa, Arthropoda, Insecta, Hymenoptera, Formicidae. Bases 1 to 420 code for a protein of 139 amino acids.